This is a messenger RNA of Micromonas pusilla CCMP1545, 3186 nucleotides long. RefSeq names its product p-type ATPase superfamily. The transcript has a single exon. Gene Ontology annotation, cellular component: membrane. Bases 1 to 3186 code for a protein of 1061 amino acids. The record is from RefSeq and is a predicted model, not a curated record. NCBI's taxonomy places the organism in Eukaryota, Viridiplantae, Chlorophyta, Mamiellophyceae, Mamiellales, Mamiellaceae. Gene Ontology annotation, biological process: copper ion homeostasis; monoatomic cation transport. Gene Ontology annotation, molecular function: copper ion binding; P-type divalent copper transporter activity; ATP binding.
AUGGACCACGUCGCGUCGCUCGCGUCGCGAGCCGCGACGCUCGCCCGCGUCGACGCGAACGCGCGCGCGGGCGCGACGUCCUCGUCCUCGUCAUCUCGCGGCGGCGGACCUUCCUCCGUCGCGAUCCGACUCGGGUGCCAAUGCCCUAGGCCCCGCCGCGGGACGAAGCGAGACGCGCGCGUCCGUCUCGCGUCGACCGCGUCGUCCCGCGGCGGGUUCGCGCUCGCGCCGAGCGGGCUCGCGCCCCCGGGGAUCUCCUCGCCGCUGCCGACGCGACGCGCGCGCCGUCGUCACGACGGCCGCGCGCCGUGCACGCCGAGCCGACGAUGCGCGAAGUGCGAGGCGUUCUCGGACGGGCUCGGGUCGCGAGCCGCGGAGCUGCGAGAGUGCUGCCGCGAAGCCGCGGCGAGGGCGGCGAGGAAGGACACGCGGAAGACGCUCGUCACCGCCGCAGCGGUCGCGGGCGUCGCGACGGCCGCGUACGUCGCGUACGGCGGCGGCGGCGGCGGCGGCGGCGGGAACGGCGGACGGUUCGGCGGCGGCGGCGGCGGCGGCGGCGGCGGCGGCGAGCGAUCGACCUCGCGCGUCCACGCGUCCGGGGCGACGUCGUUCGAGGAGACGGGCGCGCCCGCGACGGGUUUCCUGGAAGAGGUCGUCAUGCUCGACGUGCGGGGGAUGCACUGCGGCGGGUGCGCGGCGAACGUUCGAAGGAUACUCGAAGAGGACGGAAACGUGAGAGCCGCGAGCGUGAACCUCGCGAACGAGUCCGCGCUCGUGCGCGUGGGCGUGGACGUGGGGGAUGAUGGCAACGGCCCUCCCGGGGCCGUUUUCGAAGACAAAGUCGUGCGCGCGGUGCGGAAAAUAGGCGACGCGCUCGCGGAGCUCGUCACCGCGAAAGGGUUCCCGACGUCCGUUCGAGAGGCGUGCGGCGUCGCCGUGAGCGGCGUCACCGCCGCCGCCGCCGCGUCGUCCAAGCGCGAGGAACGGCUUCGAAGGAUCGAGGAGAGCACGAAGAGAGUCGUCGUCGCGUGGGCGCUCGCGGGCGCGUGCCUGAUUGGUCACGCGAGCCACAUGUUUCACGCGUCCGCGCCGUGGUUGCGGGUGUUUUGCUCCACGCCGGUGCACGCCGGGCUGUCCGUGUUCGCGCUCCUCGGCCCGGGAAGAGAGACGCUGACGGACGGGUGGCGGGCCCUGCGCGCGGGCGGGCCGAACAUGAACACGCUCGUCUCGUUGGGCGCGCUCGCGUCGUUCGGGAUGUCCACCGCCGCGGUGUUGCUUCCGCGGUUGCGGUGGCCGACGUUUUUCGAGGAGCCCGUGAUGUUGCUCGCGUUCGUGCUGUUGGGGCGAGCGGUCGAGGAGCGCGCGAAGUUGCGGGCGACGAGCGACAUGAGCGCGCUCCUGAACUUACUGCCGCCGACCGCGCGGCUCGUGCCCGCGGGGACGGCGGACGGGAAAGACGGUCGCGGCGGCGGCGGCGGCGGCGGCGGCGGCGAGUAUUACCGAACCGUCCCGACGUCGGUGAUCCAACCGGGCGACCACAUCGUCGUCUUGCCCGGCGAUCGCGUCCCCGUGGACGGCGUCGUCGUCGAGGGCGCGAGUCAGGUGGACGAGGCCGCGAUCAACGGCGAGCCGAUACCGCGCGCGAAACGCGCCGGAGACGACGUCGCGGCCGGGACGGUGAACUUGGACGGCGCCAUCGUCGUCAAGGUGAUCAACAGCGGCGAGGAGACGUCCAUCGCGGGCAUCGUGAGGAUGGUCGAGGCGGCGCAGCAGCGCGAGGCCCCCGUGCAGAGGCUCGCGGACGAAAUCUCCGGGAAGUUCGUGUACGGCGUCAUGGGCGCGAGCGCGGCGACGUUCGCGUUUUGGUCCACGGUGGGCACGAAGCUGUUCCCCGCGACGCUCGCCUCCGCGGUUGUCGCCGGCGCGAACGGUCCGCUGCUUCUCGGUCUGCAGCUCGCCGCGAGCGUGCUCGUCGUCGCGUGCCCCUGCGCGCUCGGGCUCGCGACGCCGACCGCGGUGCUCGUGGGGACGUCGCUGGGCGCGCGGCACGGGUUGUUGAUACGCGGUGGCGACGUGUUGGAGCGCGCGAACGAGGUGGACGCCGUCGUGUUCGAUAAGACGGGCACGCUGACGUUGGGCAGGCCGGUCGUGAAGCGCGUGAUCACGACGGAGGGGGGCGACCUCAGCGAGGACGACGUCCUCGCGCUCGCCGCGGCCGUCGAGAAGAACUGCCGGCACCCGCUCGCGCUCGCGGUCGUCGCCGCGGACGCCGCCGCGAACGCGAACGACGACGGCGGCGCAAAGAGGCGAAGACGACGACGCGAGCCGGAGGAGGGCUCGUUCGAGCAGACCCCGGGUUCCGGCGCGACCGCGGUCGUGGACGGGAAGACGGUCGCCGUCGGCACGCGCGCGUUCGCCGCGACGUCUUCCGCGCCGCUCCCCGCGGACGUCCAACGCGCGAUGGACGCGGUGUCCCCCGGACGGACGCCCGUGUUCGUCUCCGUCGACGGCGCGGUGGUGGGCGUCAUGGAGAUGGAGGAUCAGAUUCGCGCGGACGCGAAGAGCACGAUCGCGCGGUUGAAGAAGCGCGGGAUGCGCGCGCUGUUGCUGUCCGGGGAUAGACAAGAGACCGCGGAGAGCGUCGGGGCGGCGAUCGGGAUCGCGCCCGAGGACAUCUACGGCGACGUUCGACCGGAGGGGAAGGCGGCGUUGAUCGAGCGGUUGCAGAGCGCGGCGGGCGGAGGGAGAAAGGUGGCGAUGGUCGGCGACGGGAUCAACGACGCCGCCGCGCUCGCGAUGGCGGACGUCGGGAUCGCCAUGGGCGGCGGCGUCGGCGCCGCGUCCGAGGUCGCGAGCAUCGUGCUCCUCGGGGACAACCCCGCGCAGGUGUGCGACGCCAUCGAGCUCUCGAAGGCGACGUUCGCGAAGAUCAAACAAAAUUUAGGGUGGGCGUUCGCGUACAACUUGGUGGGGAUCCCGAUCGCGGCCGGGGCGCUGCUGCCGGCCAUGGGCGUCGCGCUGACGCCGUCCGUCGCGGGAGGGCUCAUGGGGUUCUCGUCCUUGGGCGUCAUGGCGAACUCGCUCGCGUUGCAGCUCGCGAGCAAGAGGUUGGGCGCGUUCACGGGCGCGGGCGCGCGAGACGACGACGCCGAGGGCAAGGGCGAGGACGAGGACAAGGACGACUAG